AUGUUCAAAUUGGUGGUGUUGUUCGCUCUCGUAGCCAUGGUUGCUGCCAAACCCAGCGGUCUGUUCGUGGAGACCUACAGCGCUCCGUUGGUGCACGCAGUUCCAGCGGCAGUCAGCCACACCUACAGGCAGGACGUGAUCAGCAAACCCGCUGUGGUGGCGUACUCCGCUCCUGCUGUGGUCCACGCUGAGCCCGUUGUACACGCUGCGCCCAUCGUCCACGCCGUUCCUGCUGCUGUUAGCUACAGCCACAGAAGCGAUGUUAUCAGCAAGCCAGUUAUCGCUGCCUACAGCGCCCCGGUGUUGGCUUACUCGUCUCACCCAUGUGGGUAG
Phyllotreta striolata is the source of this 333-nucleotide messenger RNA. NCBI's taxonomy places the organism in Eukaryota, Metazoa, Arthropoda, Insecta, Coleoptera, Chrysomelidae. The record is from the annotation of a GenBank genome assembly.